AAUAGAUCACUUAUACCAGAGCCAGACAUCACUGGUUUGGCCGACAUUUGCGAUCUCAACAAAUACGACGAGAAGUAUUCAGCGGAAGAUCUGAAGUCUGUUGUGGACACGGCUUUCAAACAGAAGUCACAACAAUUUAAUAAUGAAACGGAACUGCAGUUUGAAAACUACGAGAAUCUGUUGAGUUUGUCAAUAAUGGUGGCCAAACACGGGUCCUGUUCUGGCGGUCUUCCGAUCAAUCUAUUGGCCGACAUCUUUGACUGCCGGACAUUAGAUGAAUGCCAACAACUGUUUAUAUUGAUUGAGAAGAAAGUGGACGUCUGGAAAGAGGAGUGUUUCUUCAAGAACGUGAAGAACCAGUUGUUGAGGUCGUGUAACGAUCUCUUGAGACGCCUUUCCCGCUCUCAGAACACUGUGUUUUGCGGUCGUAUUCUUGUAUUUUUGGCCCGAUUUUUCCCACUCUUCGAGCGCUCGGGUCUGAACUUGAAUUCAGACUUUAAUCACGAAAACGCCACCACU
Messenger RNA from Medioppia subpectinata, 519 nucleotides. NCBI's taxonomy places the organism in Eukaryota, Metazoa, Arthropoda, Arachnida, Sarcoptiformes, Oppiidae. The record is from the annotation of a GenBank genome assembly.